AGCCGGGAGCCGAGGGAGGGGUGUGUCCGGCCACCGCGCGGUUCCUCCGCCCCUCGCUCCGGCCGCCACACGCAGCCGAAGCUCGGACCAGGAGCCUGUCCCUCCUCGUCCCUCGCCGUGGCCGCCAAGCCCCGAGCCGGCCGGAGCCGGGCGCUCAUCAUGUCGGUCGCCCUCAGCAACAGGUUCCAAGGAGGAAAGGCUUUCGGCUUGCUCAAAGCCCGGCAGGAGAGGAGGCUGGCGGAGAUCAACCGGGAGUUCCUCUGUGAUCAGAAGUACAGUGAUGAAGAGAACCUGCCGGAAAAGCUCUCGGCCUUCAAAGAAAAAUACAUGGAGUUUGACCUCAACAAUGAAGGCGAAAUUGACCUGAUGUCUUUAAAGAGGAUGAUGGAGAAGCUGGGUGUCCCCAAGACCCACCUGGAGAUGAAGAAGAUGAUCUCGGAGGUGACAGGCGGGGUCAGUGACACCAUCUCCUACCGAGACUUCGUGAAUAUGAUGCUGGGGAAGCGGUCAGCUGUCCUCAAGCUAGUCAUGAUGUUUGAGGGAAAAGCCAACGAGAGCAGCCCCAAGCCAGCCGGGCCCCCCCCAGAGAGAGACAUCGCCAGCCUGCCCUGAGGACACGCUGCCUCCCGCCCUGCCCUUCCUCCCUCCUGUCUCCCUGCCCUUCCCGACUCCUUGAGAGCUGUCCUGUUUGCUUGCUUGUUCAUUGUGGGUGUGUUUGUUCGUCCAUCUCUUUGUAAAGCACAAAUGACCCGCCUUGAAGGGGCUCAGGGUCCGGAGUCCUUAGCUUUGGACCCGCCCUCUCUUCUUCCCACCUCCUCACCUCCCUGUGCAGGACUGACAACAAACCAAAAACAGGCAGCAGGCUGGAAGCCCAUGUCCCCCACUCUUGAAGACGAAGCUGUCCAUCCUUCCAGAAUGUGUCUGAGCUGAGUUCAGGCUCGCAGGUCCAGCCCUGGCCAGGGAGACCCUGGGGUAGGAACAAGGCUGCAGGGCUUCCUUAGGCCUUUCUUGGACAGCUCCACACUGGGUGGUCCAGAACGUGGCCCCAGCUGAUCCCUGCGCUGGUCGCUGGUCUGGGCAUCUUCUCAUCCUCAGUGACAUGACAGAGGCAGGAGGAAAGGAGCUUGGCAGUUCGAGCCCUUCAGAAAGGAAACCAGAAGAAACCCUCUAGCCUUGCUUUCUGGCCACAUCUUUAUAGGCAACUCAGAGAAACAGUGCAGCCCCCUGACCCUUGGUAGGGCAGCAGAGGGCUCCGGAGGCAGAGGUGAGGCCAGGGGCUGAGGGGACGAUCAGCUCAGUGAAAUCCCACCUUUGAAGGAGGAUGUUGAGGACACCAGGAUGGGAGGAUGAGGAGUCAGUGCUCCCAGGAAAAGCACCACUGCUGAGCUAGGAGCUGAGAAGCAGGCGGCGGCCUGUCUGAUGGCAGCCUGCUUGGAACCCGACUGCUUCCUGCACUCACCCUCCUCGCACCGUUUGUUCAUCCAUUCAACAGGUAUUUAUUGAGCACCUGCUACAAGCUUUAAGUCCUCCCACUUGGACCUGACAUGUGCUGUGUCCACCGUCUAACUCACGCUCCCUUUCUGAUUUGCUCAAAACUUUGAGCCUUGGGGGUUGGAUUGAGGUCAGCUGGGUCCUAUCUUGUGGACUCUCAGGAUUUUAGGGCCCCAGUCCACCCUGUAGGUGAGCCCGCUCAUUUCACUGUGAGGGCCCACAGGGGUUAAGUGCCUUGCCGAAAGUCAGGGGUUAAUCUGGGGAUGGAAGAGCCUGGUCCAGAGUCCAGGUGAUCUGAUACCCCUGCCCGCACCUCACCUCUGCCCUGGGCUGCCUUACUCAGUGUUGAAAACAGGGAAGGGGUGGAAGGGGCAAUCUCCUAGGUCAGAACUUGGGGAAGGCCUCACUGGUUCUGAAGGCCCUGGGCCAGCACUCACCCUCCCCAGGGCCUCUGAACUGGCAUCAGUUCUUGCAUAAGGACCAGGCCUGUCUCUGCAGUUGUGCCUGCCCUGCAGCUUCCUGGCCCAGCCCCAGACCUGCUUCUCAGAACUCCUGCAGGAAGGCCUCACCUUGGCCUCACCUGUGUUCUGAGUUCCUUUACCCUGUGCAUUCAGGACUUAGAUGCACUCACUGAACAUAUUUAUGAAGCACUUGCGGUAGGCUGAGUUCAGAACCCAGUAACAAACACACAGGCUCGGAGAACUUAAGAGUCCAGGGGAACUCCAACCCAGACAGUGACAGUGAGACCAGUGUGAAGAAGAGGGUGGCUGCCCAGCCGUCCUGAGGGGUCUAGCUUAACCCAGGCCUGGGCAAGUCUUGGAAAAGCCUUUGCAAAACCUUAAGGAUUGGAAACUGGAAAGGGCUGGGGGGCUGUGGCUCCUUACAGGCCCAUAAUCAAGGGCCCAGGGUGCUGCCCCUGCAGCACCCUGAGGGAGUACAGCAGGCAGGGCGGGAAGACAGGCCAGGUUGUUAGUCCUCUGGUCUCCACCAGUUCAGGAGCAAAAUUUGGCUAUGACUGACUAAUCUUCAGCCUAAGGAGUUGCUUCAAAUGCACAGGCCUAGUUGAAGUUUAAACCCCGGCAACAUUCCUCCCUGUAAAUAUACAAUCCUACCCCACCCCCCAUGCUGCCUCUCCCCACCCCCUGCAGAUAUCAGAUUAGCAAUGGCCUGUCCCUACCCCUUCCUCCUCUCUGGGACAGGCUAGGAUCUUUUGAGGAAGAGCAAGCCUUCCUUGAUUCCCUCUCGUAGUCAGUGUGACUGUUUCUCUCUCUUAGAGGAAGAUAGAACCAACCAGGUUUCUUCCUAUGCGUUCCACAGUUAUGAGAUUACAGGAAGCCUUAAAGGAGGAGAGACUCUGGAAAUGCAGGAAAAGAGGGUUCUCUCUGGAUGGAGUGGGGGAGCCCCUAUCAGUCACUUCACUGAACUUAACCCCAGGGGAAAGAAGGUCUUAAGAUUGGUUCCUGGGAAGGGGGUCUGCAUGUGUUUCAGGUUGUGGCUGUUGGCUCUAAGACUCUUCUCUCACUAAGGGUUCAGCUUCUUGGGACUUGAACUGUCUUCUUUCUGAAAAAGACCAAAUCUAACUAAUGUAACCAGCAACACGGGGACUGCUAAGUAUGGCUUUGUCCCUAUGACUCAAAAGGAGUUUGUCAGGCAAACUCAGGUGAAUGAAGCUGUGUGUGUGUGUAUAUGUGUGUGUAUAAGUACAUGUGGGGGAUAUAUCACCUCUACAGAUUGGAAAUAAACCAGACAAACUGGU
This is a messenger RNA of Sciurus carolinensis (gray squirrel), 3247 nucleotides long. RefSeq names its product allograft inflammatory factor 1 like (gene Aif1l). Gene Ontology annotation, cellular component: ruffle membrane; actin filament. Gene Ontology annotation, biological process: actin filament bundle assembly; ruffle assembly. Lineage: Eukaryota; Metazoa; Chordata; Mammalia; Rodentia; Sciuridae. The coding region runs from base 160 to 612 and encodes 150 amino acids. The record is from RefSeq and is a predicted model, not a curated record. The transcript has 6 exons. Gene Ontology annotation, molecular function: actin filament binding; calcium ion binding.